Phytophthora nicotianae INRA-310 is the source of this 396-nucleotide messenger RNA. RefSeq lists its product as hypothetical. The record is from RefSeq and is a predicted model, not a curated record. The coding region runs from base 1 to 396 and encodes 131 amino acids. The transcript has a single exon. NCBI's taxonomy places the organism in Eukaryota, Oomycota, Peronosporomycetes, Peronosporales, Peronosporaceae.
AUGCGCCAACUCCUUGAACUACGAAGUCUUGGUGACUUGCGAGUUCUCCCAGGACGCGUUUGGCGUGAUGUCAAGGAUGAGAUGAUCCGCGAAUACGGUGAACGGUCUGGCCUUCGCUUCCUCCCCAAGCAAGAAGCGAUUGGUGUUAUCAGGAGAUGCCGAGACGCGGCAACAGGUGCUGAUGCCUUUCGAGCGAUUGAGACGGAGCAAGUCCGACGCAUAUCUGAUGAUGACGAGAGAGAAUUUCUCCAGAUGAACCUUGCUUACCCUAUGGAGGGAAAGUUUAGGCGAAUCGUUGGGUUUGGGCAUCCAGACCUAAUUCGACUGAUGAAAUAUCCUGGUAUUACUCUAUUCGUCGACGCCACCUUGAGUGUGACUCCAAAGCCAUUCACUUAA